CAUGUCCCCUUUGCUGCCACAAGGGUGUGAGCGCUACAGUGGCCGUGUGGUGUCCAUGAACUCAGGCAGUCACUGCUGCAGCAGCGGCACCUGGAGGGCCGUCGCGUUUAUUGGGCCCUGGGCUGGCUCUGGUGGGGAGGUGGCGGCUCCUGAGUCUCAGGGCAGGGUCCCCGCUGACACCUGAGGGCGCAGGGGUGGGGCCCUGGGAGUGAGCUCUGCAUGUGGAGUCCGUGCUGAGAGGGAGCGUCGCCUGAGGCUCCAGGGGUCCUGGAGGGCUGCUGAGCUCUGAGCUGCGCCCUUCACUCUCCCAGCAGCAGCCAAGGGCGGCACCGGGGAGGGAGACUGACAGGCUUCCUCUCCCUCCUGUCCAGAGGCCCCCAGGGAUCUUCCGUGGGAACUGCAGGCUGCUGGAGCGGUGGUGGCCCGGGUUGCCACCACCGAGCGACAUGUGCUAUUGGGGGAUUGGACGGUGCCUUCUGUGAGCUGGUCCAGUGCGCCUGUCCCGCGGGGCCCUGCAGCCUGAAGGUGGAGGUCCCCUCCUGUGCGGUGGGGCCACUGCGCUCUACAGAGGACCUGGCCCCCGAGCUGCUUCCCAGGACAGAUGUCACCACGGGGGUCCCCAUCCAGGCAGCCGCAUCUGCUCAGACCAGCAUCCCGACCUCACAGCCUGCCUUCUUGCCCAGAAGCCCUGGGCCCUGAGGACGCUGUGGAUCCUGUCGCCCCUCGCUUCCCACAAGCUGAUGCUCAGGCACUUCCGAGUCUGCGGUUCCGGGUUCAAAUCACUCCUGAAGCCGCUCUGUGUCUGGUGAUGGACUUCGGGGAUGGUUCUGGGGUUCAGAUGAGGACCCACCGUGCUACUGGGGACGUGACUGUUACCUCCUUCCACCGGUACAGAAGAGACGGUGUCUACGCGCUCCAGGCGGUCCUUUACAGCGAGUCUCAUGGGGCUGAGGUGCGACUUGGGCCUUACUACGUGGAACUGGGCCCCGAGGCCACAUCUGUGUUCCUGAAUGCCAGCAGUGUCCUCAGGGGCCCCAUGUGUGCCUUCGGGGGCUCCCCCACGGAUCCGAGAAGCACCACCGUUUCCCACCGUUUUCCACCCACUUCCUCCUGUAACGUGUCCUUCGCCUUGCAGACCCACGUGGGGGGCAGGCGGGCCUGGUCCAGCGUGGCCGUGCGAUAUCGGAUGCAGCCCGUCUCUGUCUACACCAAUGGAACUGUGUUUGCCACUGACACCGACAUCACUUUUGUGGCCGUUACCAAGGAAACCACCUUCCUGGAGUUCACGUGGUUCUUCGGAAAAGACCUGCCCGUGAGGACAAGGCGCAGGAGCAUCCAGAGAAGGCUCGGUGCCCCCCAGUGGUACCACGUGAUGGUGCAGGCUUCCAAUGGAAUGGGCAGCGUGGCCUCGGAGCCCCGCCGUGUCCAGGUGCAGAGGAGAGUGGUGGCCAGCGGACUCGUGGCCGCGGACUCGGCUCUGGUGAACGCUCCCGUGACCUUCCAGUGCAGAGUCAGCUUCGGCACCGACGUGGCUUACCGCUGGGACUUUGGGGACGGCACUGGUGGCCGGGGGAACAGCUCCGCCAGCCACGUCUACAGCAGGGAAGGAGAGUUCACGGUUGAGGUCAUCGCCUUCAAUGCCGUCAGCGCCGUCUCCCUGAAGAAGCGCCUUUUCGUCGUGCGCAGGCCCUGCCAGCCGCCCCCUGUGAAGAACAUGGGGCCGGGGCAGGUGCAGGUGUGGCGGUCCCAGCCUGUGACACUGGGAGUGACCUUCGAAGCCGCCAUUCUCUGUGACAUCUCCCAAGGCCUCUCCUACAGCUGGAGCCUCGCCAACUCCGCGGGGUUGCCGGUGCCCCUGCCUCCUGCCGUCAGCACCCACAGGCAGACCUUCACUGUCCCCCACUACUUCCUGGAACCCGGGAACUACACUGCGCUGGCCCAGGUGCAGGUGCGAGGCAGUCCCGUGCACAGCAACUACUGCGUGGGAGUGGAGGUGCGCGCCCGGGCGCCUGUCAGCGUGAUCUCCGAGGGCACACACCUGUUCGUCCCCAGGACCCCCUUGUCUACCAUGGUCCUCAGGGGGUCCCUGUCCUACGACCCCGACAGGCCCGGGGCCACUCUUAGGUAUCACUGGGCGUGCACCCCAGCCAGUGCCCCCGGGCGCCCCUGCUUCGCUGGGCCCUCUGCACGCAGCCUGGAUGCCGGGGCGCCCACCCUGUCCUUCGCAGUGGACUCUCUCAGCAGUGACUACGACCAGUUUCUUGUGACACUGACGGUGUCCAGCCACGGCCGGAACUCUUCUGAGGCGCAGGUGUUCCUGUCCACCCUCCCCGACAUAGCGCUCAGGCGUGUGCACAUCUCCUGGGAGACAUUCCGAGGCAUCCCUGUGAACUGGAACGAGGAGCUUUCGCUGCGGGCGGCUUGUGAAGACUGCGGGGAGGCGGCCCUCUCUUACUCCUGGGACCUCUUUUUGGUCAACGCGACAGGAAGGGACAAAGAGGAAGUUCCCUUUUGCAGAACCGUGGGGCUUCUGGGCUCCUCAGGAUUGGGGUCUGUGUCGAAGCUUUCCGAGUCCUACCCACGGUCCCUGGGGCCACGCAGGGCAGAGCCCCACUCCACGCCUGUGCCGUUCACACGGGAGCCAUGGCCCUGGACCCUGGGCUGGGCUGACCUCUCAGCCACGGGGAGAGCCUCUGCGGAGUCCACGGUCCCCGCACCCCAAGUUCCCGCUGCUGGUGACCCUGCGGCCCCAGAAGGGGAUCCCUGGGACGAGGGGUCCCCGGGGAGCCCAACCCCUCACCCCCCUGACUUUGAGGCCUAUUACAGUGACGUCCAAGAAGCGGUGCCCUCGAGAGGACGGCAGCCGGCUGCCUGGACCAGCAUGCACCUCUCAGCGUUGGGACCCGGUGCCAAUGAGGACGAGAGCCGUGGGGAUGGGGAUAACCUGGUGGGCCCCUUCCUCCCGACCGCCAGUGCCCGGCCUGCACUCCUGGUCGACUGGCCCAAGUCCCCCGUGAGCCGAGCUGUUUUUCAGGGCUACACCACGUCCGGGAUCACGGGACAGACGGUGACAGUGAAGCCGUACUCACUGCGCCCUGGAGAGACAUACGUCCUGCAGGCAGCGGUGGCUUCGGGGCACAGCUUUCUAGGGAAGGCUCAGCUGUAUGUGACCAUCAACCAGGCUCCGCGGGACGUGGCCUGCCAGGUGCAGCCCCACCGCGGCCUCGAGGCAGACACUGUCUUCAGCGUCUUCUGCACGUCGGGGAGACCGGACUUCCGCUAUGAGUUUGGUUACCAGAUAGGAAACGCCUCCAAGUACACCCUGUACCGUGGGGCAGACACCCAGCACUACUUUGCACUGCCAGCUGGGGAGCCCGUGGACGGUUAUCAAGUCCUGGUGUCCACUGUGAUCACCGAUGGUGACGGCUCCCAGACGCAGCCCUGUGCCGUGGCCGUGACUGUGCUGCCCCGUCUCCAUGGGGACCGCUGCCCCGGCGAGGAUGUGUACAAUGCUAGCCUGAGGAGCCUCUCCACCCUCCAACAGAUGGGCAGUGACACGGAAAUCAGGAACUACGUCGCCGUGACCACCGGGGUCCUGAGUCGCUGGGCUAGGGAGGGCGGGAGCCCCUCCUGUGGCCAGUGGUCCCGAAUCCAGGACGCGUUCAUUUCCUCAAUCUGCAGAUUAGCUUCCCAGGACCAGGAGGAAGCGGCCGACUCUGUCCUCCUGCUGAGGGACCUGCUGCGCUUCCCCAACAAGAUGAGCCUCGCAAGCGCUCUUCUCAUCCUCGACUGCGCGCACACGCUGCUGGCCCCCAGCCGGAGCUCGGGCCGCCUGCUGGAGGAAGGUGCUCAGGCCAUCGCAGACGUGCUGCUGGGCUGCCUGUCCUCACGCGGCGAGCACCGGGUCCACGUGAGCGCCGGGCAGACGGAGGCCCAGGCGCAGCUUUAUCGCCACCCUCAGAGCUCCGAGCAGAGCCUGGGCCCCGUCCAGGUGCGCCUCCCUGCAGACCUGGCUGGGCGGGAGCCCAGCCCUUGCUACGCGAGCCAGCUCCUGCUCUUCAGGAGGAGCCCCUUCCUACAGGGACGCGCUCCUGGCCAGGUUGGUACUCUGCUGGCCCUGUCCCUGCACCGCUGCUCCAGCCGAAGGCCCCUGCACAGGCCACGGCUGAGGACGCCCGUGACCACGGAGUUCGGGGAGGAAGAUGGCCCGGGUGACAGGAGAAAUGAAACGACGUUUGUGCUGCUUCGGGAUAGAGUGAACGUCCACCACUUCGCUGGGCUGUCUGCAGCCAGCCCGGAGGCCCUGCAGAUCCGAGUGGAGUUCUCCCAGCCGGCCGCCAGGGCGUUCCCCGUCAUGUUGCUGGUGAGGUUCUCCGAGAAGCCGACUCCUGCCGACUUCCUGCUGAGGCAGCUGCACCUGUGGGAGGGGCUCACGGCGCACGUCUCCGUGCCAGCGGCUGCGCUGGAAGGCCACACCCAGGGGUACCUGUCCCUGUUGGAUGCGGACUACGACAGGGAAUCUCCCAACAGGUACUUGGCCGAGACCGUGAGCUACGUGGUGCGUUUCCAGGGGGUCCCCUGCCUGCUCUGGGACCCACGGCGGGAGCCUGAGAGUCUCCCCCCAUACAAACGUAUGGAUCGUCGCGAGAAAAAGAAAACGGGUUACAUUUUCCUGCAAGACAGUGCCCCGCCCAGUCACCAGCUGUACGCGGUUGUCGUGGACACAGGCUUCCGGGCUCCGGCCCGCUUCACCGCAAAGGUGCCUGGGCAUCCAGGAGACACGUGUGGGUGUGGACGACGCCCGGAAAACCUGCUCCCCAGUAUUUUUAUUGUGGCCAUUACAAUUCUUUAUGCCCUUUUGGUCACUAAAAGCAAACGUAUGGAUCGUCGCGAGAAAAAGAAAACGGGUUACAUUUUCCUGCAAGACAGUGCCCCGCCCAGUCACCAGCUGUACGCGGUUGUCGUGGACACAGGCUUCCGGGCUCCGGCCCGCUUCACCGCAAAGGUCUACAUCGUUUUAUGUGGUGAAGAUGGACUUUCAGAGCCCAGAGAGCUCUGCUGCCCAGAGAAGCCGCUGUUUGAACGGAACUCCAGACACACCUUCGUCCUCAGGUAUGGGACUCGCCCGCAGAGCCCUGGAAGCAGCGUGAGGCCUGGUGUGGCCGUCAGGCUGGCUCUCCAGCCGGACCAGUGGCUCCAUGGGGACAGGGUCAGUGUGUUCACAGUGUAUCUGAGGUUGACGGAUAGCACGCCCAUUCUGCGCGGGGGCCUUGGCUUCCGGAAGCUCCUGUUCUCCAGGUUCACGGAGCAGCUGGAGGACCUCCACGUGUGGGCCUCGGUGCACAGCCGGUGCGCCUGGGCCUGCCUGGCGGCCCUGGUCACCACCGCAGGACACGGGCAGCUCCCGCCAAGUGUUGGCCCGGCCGGCGUCCCCCUCGGGUCCUUCUGGAUGGGCUUCCUGUGCACCCUCCUGGCUUCUCCGGGGGCGCAGCUCUUGUCGCUGCUCUUCAGGCUCAGCCAGCGAAGCGCACCGGCCGUUCUCUGUCGGGGAGCCCAGGCCCAGAGCGCAGCCAGCGGCGAUGGGGCCGCCCAGCCGCCCCCUGAGCUGGAGGCCUGCGGGGCUGAGCUUGGCCAGUGGGCUCUGAGGGAGAAGAGAGACUGCAUUCUCGGUUUACAAGCCCCCAGCCAUGCGUUCGAAGGACACGUCACAACCCCGUGGCCAAGGGCGCCGCGGCCGUGGUUGCGCUCUGCAGCGUGGGCCAUUUGCGGGCUGGUCUCUGUGGCCUGUGGCGUGGGGACAGUGUUUCUAGGGUACAGGUUCGGCCCCACGCAGUGUGGGCAGUGGCUGUGCCUGCUGACCAUCUCCGUGACCUGCUGUGUCUUCAUCACCCAGCCCUUCAUGGUGGGCCUGGUGGCUCUGGGCUUCGCUUGGAAAAGGAGAGACGACGAGAGCUUCUUCACUGAGUCUUUACAGGAGGCCACCGACGGCCUGGGCACAGGCCUGGCGGGGGCCUCCUGCACCCACGCGCCCCACGCGCCCUGCUGCAGCCGUCCCCGCGGCCCAGGCGUGGUUGAGAGAAUCAGCUGCUCCCGACGUGCACAGCAUUGUCCUGGCCGCAUGGAUGACAAAGAGGAGAGAGAGGUGUGCCAGCCCCACGGGGAGUGCCUGUGGCCUGCGUGGGCCUUGUCUGGAUGUGACCGAGACUGUGUCGGGGCCCUGCCAGCGUGGCCAUGGCGACGGGACAGAGUCUUGGCUGAGCGACAGCGAGCUCGUCGCCUGCGCAGGGCGCGUCCACCGUCCACAGCGUGGCUCAGGGCCACACGGGAGAGGAUGCGGAGACAGACGCGCACCCGGGCAGUGCUGAGGGACACCUGCAUGUCCGUCCUCAUGCUGCUCCCACACCUGCUUAUAACCCACGCGACUUCCCACCGGGAUGAACACUCCCUCAACCACGCCAUCCGGAACACCUUCACCAGAGGUGCCAGGAGCUCCCCCAGCAGCCGCCUGAGCAGGGAUGCCUGGUGGGACUGGAGCCUGACCACACUGCUGGACGGCGUGUGCCCGGUCGGCGUGCCCGGCGCUCAGCCAGGAGCUCUCGGGGGAACAUGCUACCUCAUAGGCCCGGCAGUCCUUAAGCAAAUAAGACUUUCUCCUGGCCCUUCAUGUGAGCUUCCCAGACCGCUCUCCGUGCUCCCCGAAGACUCUCUACCUACGUGUCACCCCAAAGUUGGAGGCUCUGAAACCCCCUCUGUCACCAACGCAGAGACCCAAAGAGUGGCCCCAAGUGACUCCACAGCCUGCAGGGAGCACUGUGAGCUCAGCCUGGGCAGGACAAGGCCCGCAGCCCGCGCAGUGCUGACUGGCCUCAGGGCUCGCCGCUGGGUGGACCACCGCACCAGGGCCGUGUCCGUGCACUUCGUCCUCUACAACCCUCCCACCCGCCUCUUCUCCAGCGUGUCCCUGCGUGCUGAGCUGCUCCCGGCCAGGGGCCUCACCCUUUCCCCCCUCGUGGAGUCGGUCACCGUCUUCCACAGUGACUCAGCCCCCAGGUACCACCUGCUGCUUCCCCAGCUGGCCUUCCUGGCGCUCACCCUGACCCACCUGUGUCUCCAACUCUUCCGCCUGGCCGAGGAGGGCGUCCGUGGCUACUGGCAAAAACCCGGGGCCUGGCUGGAGCUGCCCCUCGCCGGGGCCGGCCUGGCCUGGUACGCAGCCUCCGGCCACUUGCUCUCUCUGGCCGGGGAGGUGACCGACCAGUUGCACAUGGGACUCCUGCGGGGCUUUGUGGACCUCAGUCCCAUGGCGUCAUGGAAUCAGAGGGCGAGGUGGCUCCAGGGAACCCUGUCGUUCCUCCUGACCCUGAAAUGCCUCCGUCUGCUCGGCUCUCACAGCGCAGUGGCGUCCUGCAUCUUCGCCACACGCCGCUCCCUCGCAGGCGUCCUCGCACCAGGGCUGGCGGGGGUCCUGGUGCUGGCCGCCCACGCCCACCUGCGUGGGAUUCCGCUCCUUACCGUGGCUCCUCCAUCGGGCACCUUCGCAGACGCCUCCCACCGUUUUCCAGGAAGCAGCCAAAGAGACACGUUCCCAGGCCUCUCCAAGGCGGAGGGGCGGGCCACGGCUGGGCGCUGCACAGCCCUCCUGGCAGCAGUGACCACUCUGUGGGUAGGAAUGGCAGAAUCUCACUGUGGCCGUGCAAGCUGCCCCUUGUCCUGUUACUUCGAUCUUCCCAUCUCCUGGAGUAUCUCCCAUCAGCCAGCUGUGCAGAACAUGUUCUCUGGACUCUACAUGUACACACACAUACACACACAUGUGCGCACACACAUGCCUGCACACACACAGCCUCUGCUCAGAGGUUCCCUCAUGGCUUUUGUUCCCAAACGAAAAUCUUUUCAAAGCCAAUCUCUUGUGAGACUUGGAGACGUGAUGGCCUACGUGUGGGGGGCGGCCUGCUCUGCGCUGGGGCUGGAGAGGCGGCCGCCGGAGGAGGCUGAGCCGGCCAUGAGCCACAACCCCUCCCUGGAUGAGUUUGCAGACCUGCUGGAUGAACUGCUGCUGAAGAUCGACAGUCUAAAAAACCCCGCCCGCCUCCCCGUCCCUCUCCCAGCGCAGCCGCCCCGGGACGCGCCGCAGGCUGGGGCCGGGGCAGAAGGCAGCCCCUCGCUGGGGGCAUCUGAUGACCAGGCUGCGGGGCCCUCAGGCAUCGAGAAACCGCUGCGGCCUGGGCUGUGCUGAGGUGCUUACAACACGGGUCUCCUUCACACACGAGGAACGCCAGGCCCCCAGAGGUGCCACUGGGCCAGCUCCCACGCGCAGUGAGAAGCCACGUGGAACCAGGUUUAUGUGUCAGACUUGUCCAUCCGGGUUGGAGGCGGGGUGGGACCCACCUCGGCUCUUUCCCGGGCUCCUCUGCCAGGCGCCUGGAGCUGCGAGUGGGAGACUCGUUUGCACGUCUGCCUAACUGACUCUCUCGGUAUCAAAGGCUAAAAUCUUAUUUUGCGGAAUUUCUAUUCUGUCUAUUGAGUCUGAUCGUGCAAGUUAUCUCAGAAAUCUAAUAAAUGCAACGAAACGGGCCAGGAUGGAAGUCAGAUCGUUAAAUAAGAUUUUGAAAUGAAGUCCUCGUUUU
This is a messenger RNA of Myotis brandtii (Brandt's bat), 8624 nucleotides long. It is a transcript of the gene PKD1L1, whose product is annotated as polycystic kidney disease 1 like 1. Gene Ontology annotation, cellular component: membrane. The record is from RefSeq and is a predicted model, not a curated record. NCBI's taxonomy places the organism in Eukaryota, Metazoa, Chordata, Mammalia, Chiroptera, Vespertilionidae. Gene Ontology annotation, molecular function: calcium channel activity; protein binding. The transcript has 55 exons. Gene Ontology annotation, biological process: detection of mechanical stimulus. Bases 602 to 8233 code for a protein of 2543 amino acids.